This is a messenger RNA of Aspergillus mulundensis, 1806 nucleotides long. Its product is annotated as polynucleotide adenylyltransferase. The record is from RefSeq and is a predicted model, not a curated record. The coding region runs from base 1 to 1806 and encodes 601 amino acids. NCBI's taxonomy places the organism in Eukaryota, Fungi, Ascomycota, Eurotiomycetes, Eurotiales, Aspergillaceae. Gene Ontology annotation, cellular component: nucleus. The transcript has 8 exons. Gene Ontology annotation, molecular function: poly(A) RNA polymerase activity; RNA binding.
AUGGCAGCAGCACCGUCCACCGCUCGACAAUGGGGUGUUACGCCUCCUAUCUCAACCACAUUACCGACCGCGCAGGAAUUGUCAGCGAACGAUGAUCUCAUCGCAGAGCUCAAGCUUCAGAACAACUUCGAGAGCCCGGCGGAGACUGAACGCAGAAAACAAGUGCUACAGCUCCUACAGCGUGUCAUGACCGAGUUCGUCAAGCUGGUUAGUCGCAAAAAGGGUCUGUCUCAAGCAGCAGUCGAGGCCGCCGGAGGAAAGAUAUUCACUUAUGGCAGUUAUCGCCUCGGAGUCUAUGGGCCUGGGUCGGAUAUCGAUACUCUCGUCCUUGGACCGAAACACGUGGUGAUCGAUGACUUCUUCGCCGAAUUUCCUCCUUUGCUCGAAAGCAUGGCCCCUCAAGGCGCGAUCGAGAAGAUGACACCGGUUCCUGAUGCGUUUGUACCUCUAAUAAAACUCGAACUGUCCGGUAUCAGCAUUGAUCUCAUUUUCGCCCGUCUGAUUGUGCCGUCGAUUCCCCUCAACCUUGAUUUGAAGAACAAUGACUACCUAAGAGGUCUUGAUGAAAAGGAAGUACGGUCGCUCAAUGGCACUCGUGUAACAGACGAGAUAUUGGAAUUAGUACCGCAGCAAAAGACAUUCCGCCUUGCCUUGCGCGCAAUCAAGCUGUGGGCUCAACGGCGAGCUAUUUACUCUAAUAUUGUUGGGUUUCCAGGUGGCGUUGCUUGGGCUAUGCUGGUAGCACGAGUAUGUCAGCUGUAUCCCCAAGCGACCGGCUCGGUGAUUGUGGGCAAAUUCUUCCGGAUCAUGAACAAAUGGGCUUGGCCUCAGCCGGUACUACUGAAGCCGAUUGAAGAUGGCCCUCUGCAGAUGAAAAUCUGGAACCCAAAGAUCUAUCACGGCGACCGCUUUCACCUAAUGCCCAUAAUCACGCCUGCCUAUCCGUCCAUGUGCGCAACUCAUAACAUCUCGAUGUCCACCAAGGCUGUAAUCCUCCGGGAGCUCCAGCGUGGUGGCGAUAUUGUGGACAAGAUCUGGGCCAAGCAGGCAACGUGGAAUGAUCUUUUCACAAAGCACUCGUUCUUCACUAGCGACUACAAGUACUACCUUGGAGUCACUGCGUCUAGUAGAACGAAGGAAGCCGAGUCAGUCUGGUCCGGUCUCGUGGAGUCCAAGGUUAGACAUUUGGUCGGAGCAUUGGACCGUAAAUCCACAAUUGCAUUGGCUCAUCCAUUUCCCAAAGGCUUUGAGAGGACACAUAUCGUCAACACUGAAGAAGAAGCUGAUGCGGUUAAGAAUGGCUCCCUCAAGUACCAAGAUAAGGGCACCAAAACGGAGACGACAGACGAAGUCAAAGAUGCGGCUCACCAGGCUGCGGCUCAAAGCGGAAGAGAAGACACCGAAGUGCCUGCUGCUGCAGACAACACGGCCGUUGAUGACAGUCGGAUAGUCUAUACAACGACUUACUAUAUUGGCAUGGAGUUGAAGCCGGUUGAACCAGGAGCGUCCCGAUCUCUGGAUAUCUCGUCAGACGCCCAGUUUUUUAAGUCCAUGUGUACAUCGUGGCCUGGGUACCAGCCUGGUGUCAACGAUCUCUCCAUUACUCAUGUUCGCAAUUACGAUCUGCCUGAGGACCUUUUUCAGGAGGGUGAAACUCGGCCUACUCGACCCAAGAAGAAAGUUAUCAAGAAAGCGCCAGCGGGCGGGCAGAAACGAAGCUUCGAUUCCUUGGACGACUCCUCAACUCCCGCUGCAAAACGGCAAGUUAGCGACGCAUAUGCAACCGCCACCGCCACACCUGCGUGA